CACAGAUUGAUUAGUCGAUUUUAACAGUGACAGUUGAAUCCUGGUCACAGCCGAAGUAAAGUGCGCAGUACAAGAGUGGUGUGGUGAGUACAACGUGUACCAACACGUCCAUCUCUUCAGUAAAACAACUUCCGGUGGCCCAUUCACUCCUGUUGAGUUUAAAGAUAAACAGCAUUGAAAUUUUAUGGUGCAGCUCACAUCACACUGGUAAAAACUAAAACAAGAAAAAAUGAACUGUGAUACGGAUGAUAUAUCUAUAAAAGUGUUGGAAAUGCAUGCGUUGGGCAGAAACUUUAAGUUGGGAACUCUUUACGACGCCCGAACGGACCAGACGGUCCCAGGUAUAGACCAUUUCAUUAAUAUUACACGCUACACUUUGUGGAAAGAUGAGGAUUUGCAGACUAUCAACACCACGCGCAAUGAAGGUAAAAGUUUCUCGAUGAUCGCCUCGGACAAGCUGACGGAAAAAUUCGGAAACCUCGAUGUCAACGGUUCAUUGAAAAUCAGUGUCCUGCUGGGCAUGGUGGAGCCCAAAGGAUCGGCGGUUUAUCUCAACCAGAAGAAAAGUCAUUUCCGCGAGUCUAGCACCCACGUCAUAUGUCAGUACCGGACGGCAAUCAAGGAGCUUACCAUGAACCAAUUGGAUGAAGGAAAGAUUCGUUUUCCAGACAUUGCCAGGACGGGAAACAACGGAACGGCAACCCACGUCGUGACCAAAAUCCAGUACGGUGCCAACGUCACUUUUACUUUCACCAAACGUUUUGAAAGUGACGAGGACGAGCAGAAAGUUAGUGGCGAGCUCAACAUCCGCGCCAACAAGCUCAUAAACGCACUCAAUGCAAUGGUGUCCGAUGUCAAUGCAAAGAGUUCAGGAACGAGCAGCAGGAAUGAAAAUGACAUCGAGUGUCACUUUCAAGCCGAUUUUCAACUACCCCAAAAUGUCAAAACGCCAACGACGUACGAAGAAGCCAUCGAGUUCGCCAGACAGUUAAUCCAAGCUUCAUCCCAAUCGAUGACCAAAGACGCCACAGACGGAAACCAGCCCCUUGGAGUGCCCAUCGCUGUGUGGCUCUACCCGUUGAGGUUGAUGAAAGUGGGUGAAAGCGCACCGGCCAUUCAAUGCGAAAUUGGUGUUGCGCAAACAUCGGAAUGCGUUCGAAUUAUGCAAGAAUACCAAGAGGUGGAAGAUUUGCUGCACUACUUGCUGAGAGACCCUCUGGCGCAGCAAAUGAAGCCAUUUCAAAAGAAGCUUCAACACUUCCAGCAAUAUCUAACAUCGCUGCGUGACCAGCUCAAAAAGAUGCUGAGAAGAAUGGUCGUCGACAUUCGCAGCGGCAAGAAUGCACUGGACCUUCUCAGGCAAGUGCUGGAUAGCAAAACGAAUGACCAAUUUCAUUACUUAAUCAAUACGAAUCGCCUGAGUCAAUGGCUGAAGCAAAAGCACGAGGAACUGUGCGCUGUCAAGCGGUUUCAAGAUGAAGUGAAAGAAAAAAUAGGACAAGAUCAGAGCAAAGUUCUUUUCUUCCCUUCGCCGGAAAGGCUGCAAGAGCAAUUCACAAAAUACCCAGUGGUUUACGGAUUCGAAUUCGCAUUUUCACCGUUAGCUAGAAACGAAACAUUUUUGGAAGAACUCAGGAAACAGACUCUGCACACGGAUGGUUUCAAUGAAGACUCUAAAAUUUCUGAGAAUGAUGAGCUCUGGUGUAAGAACAGGGACAUCAUGAAACGGAUCGAUAAGGAAGUUAACGAUUUCGCCGGACUAGUCGAAGAAAAAUCCAAUGACGAGAGAUACGCCUUUGCCUUGACGGCACCUGAAGAAUACAGUGAAACUUGCGCGUUACAUUCUUCGAUAAUUAUUUACCUCAAGCAGAAAAAGUUGAUUGCGGGCGAUGCCGAACAUUCAAGCAUUUUUAAUCGUUUCGAAGAAGAUAGGAUCGAAGAUGUUCUUGAAAUGUUGCAAUUGUAUGAAUAGCAUUUCUUCGAAGGUAUUUCCCGGUUAAGAACUCAAAGUACAGAACGACAAAUAUCAAAAAGUGCAAAUCAAUUUGACCUUGACUGGCAGUUUUUAAAAAUACUGUGAUUUCAUCUAAUGUUUCAAAUAAUUUUCAUCUUUUUCUCUGUAGGUCAUGAUAUUAUAUUUCUGACUUUUUUAAAAAAUGUUAAAAUCAAACUUUGAAUAUAAUCGUUGUCAUUCAAAAAUUGAAAUUAAAAAUCAAGUUUUUUUUUUUCAUUACUAAAUCAGUACUGGAAUGACUUGCAAAACUCAAAUCUAUCAGAGUAAAAAAUCAGGAAAAUCCAUCCAACUAAACGUGGUAUUUGACUAAUAUUUUAAAUAAAUGGUCGUUAUUGUUUCCUUUAAAUAAAACAAAUCGACACACAACAUUUUCAAGAGCUAAUUGGACAUGAUUCAAAGCCAAAUCACUCCAUUUCAACGAGACGAGAAUUGCGCUGGUCUGAAUUCAAUAUUAUACCUUGUUAACAAAAAGAGUGUGAAUGACGCCGGCCUAACAAACACUCACUUGCAUCUUAAAGUCCCAUCGUCGAGAAGUGGCGAAACAUUUCUAGGAAUAAAAAGCUACCGAAAGCUACUUAUUUUAAUGAUGACUUUAAAUGACAUCACACCUUUUGACAAAGGGCACAAAUGUCAAAGGAAAGUGGAUAGAGAUCGAAACGUCGGUAACAUCAUAUGGUCAUAACAAACAACAGAACCUACGUGCCUAAGAAGACAAGGGGGCAGCCGCUAAGUAAAUGCGCAAAGAAAAAUACGGUAGGCUUACCUCAAUCAGAAAGAUAGGGCCCACGUUGAUUUUUUCCUCCAUCAGUUCUUUGCUCGGAUUCGGAAGGUAAGAAGAUGCCGGCCUUGCAGCGUCGAUAAACGCUGUAACAGAGUGGGCAGUCAUUCCCAAAAACGAAUGUGAAUAUUGAUAUUGAACGCAACCCACUUGGAACACCAACAUGUGCGCACCGCCGGUCACGGGCCGCACCGGUCACCAGUGAAAAAAUUAAUCAGCCAGCAGUAGAAGUCCCCGCUGUUGGAUCUGAGGCCAUCUUUACUAACAAAUAAAUAUUCGACUACCGAUUCAUUCCGUUCUUUAAGUCUCCGUUAGCUAUUGGUGAAAAAGGAGGGACGAAAGUGGUUUUUAUCUCUGAAUGAUUAUCGGUCGACAUGUUGAGUCACCAGCAACCAACGCUUGCUCUACAGGAAUCCAAGGAAGCUCAUUCGCAGGAUCUUCAUUUUCACAAGAUUUUGUUAUAAAAGAAAACACAGUAGUUGAAAUUAAGAAUUAAACGUUAAUCCACUGUGCGAUGCCUGUAUAGUAAUAUCAGCUACGGUAUAUGGAACACGUAAAACUUAUAUCUAUAGAGACUAAGUUUAGCCUACCUUGUAAGUGAAGUCAUUCCUCCCACAUGCAGCAACGCGUCGUAUCAUGGCGAAGUGAAGACCUGUGUCACCAGGUGUCGAUCCGCAGACAAAAUUUCAGAUUCGAUGCCUUUCCGUAACACUGAUGAAAACGUGAUGAUGAAUUUACGACAAAU
This is a messenger RNA of Daphnia pulicaria, 3537 nucleotides long. Its product is annotated as verrucotoxin subunit beta-like. The transcript is spliced from 6 exons. The record is from RefSeq and is a predicted model, not a curated record. Lineage: Eukaryota; Metazoa; Arthropoda; Branchiopoda; Diplostraca; Daphniidae. Bases 230 to 1972 code for a protein of 580 amino acids.